AUGGCUUCUCAGUCUUUUGUUCUUGUUUUUGCUCUGAUCUUCGUCGCCGCCGUCGCCGGAGCUUUUGCUGAGGCACCCACCGCCACCCCAUCGGAAUCCCCCGCGCCGAAAUCCGCGCCUUCUGACUCCGAAGCGUCUUCUCCAUCUUCAUCUCCGGCUUCCUCUCCAGCGGAUACUCCAGCGGACACUCCGGCGGAUACUCCGGCAGAUACUCCGGCAGGUACACCGGCAGAUACUCCGGCAGAUACACCGGCAGAUACUCCAGCGGAAACUCCGGCGGACGCUCCAGCGGCCUCAUCUGAGUCGUCUCCAUCCCCGUCAGCCUCUGCUCCGACUUCGCCCUCCGAGGCUCCGGCGAGCAACUCGCCCGACAGCUCCCCGGAUUCCUCCCCUUCCGUUUCUCCUUCUCCAGCCACCGACUCACCAGCUGCGUCUCCCGCCGACUCCGGCUCCCCCGCUGCCUCGCCUGAUUCCGAUUCGUCUUCUCCCCCCUCUCCCACCCCCGACGCCGCCGAUAGCCCCGUUGCUGAUGGCCCUUCGGAGGCUGAUGGCCCUUCGGAGGCUGAUGGCCCUUCGGAGGCUGAUGGCACCAUCUCUGAUUCUCCGGCUGAUUCACCCGACGGUGAUGCCGACAGCGGCACUUCUGCUCUGAAACUCACCUCCGCCGCCGUCUGUGGUGCCGUCGCCGUCGCCGGACUCUUUGCAUUCUGA
Messenger RNA from Cucurbita moschata (crookneck pumpkin), 711 nucleotides. Its product is annotated as mucin-1-like. Bases 1 to 711 code for a protein of 236 amino acids. NCBI's taxonomy places the organism in Eukaryota, Viridiplantae, Streptophyta, Magnoliopsida, Cucurbitales, Cucurbitaceae. The transcript has a single exon. The record is from RefSeq and is a predicted model, not a curated record.